Messenger RNA from Phanerochaete carnosa HHB-10118-sp, 1817 nucleotides. RefSeq lists its product as uncharacterized. The transcript is spliced from 2 exons. Lineage: Eukaryota; Fungi; Basidiomycota; Agaricomycetes; Polyporales; Phanerochaetaceae. The record is from RefSeq and is a predicted model, not a curated record. Bases 1 to 1512 code for a protein of 503 amino acids.
AUGUCGCUGUCUAGACUACGAACAAGGUUUUUCCGACCCCAAACCGCUAUUACUGUGGCUAAUGCAGAGUCGACAAGCGGCUCUGCAGACGCCUUAUCGUCCGGCCUGGCCCUCGAGCCGCCGUAUGAAGAGCACCACAGCCCGGCUAUCGAGACAGCACCAAGAGAGAACGGUUACUCUGUUUGCAGCACAUUGUCAUUUCCUAUCGAUCGACUUGCACCGGAACUUCUCGCUAAAGUAUCCUACUGGUUUAUCCUCGAUUUAUGCGCCUCCUCUCUUGAAGACUACGGAUUCUGCACGACACUGUACCCUUGGCUCACCAUUCGCCACGUAUGUCGUGCCUGGCGCGACGUCGCCCUGACAUUCCCCAAGCUUUCCACACACAUCUGGUUGACCCAACUCGAGUGUGUCGCAGACAUGAUCGCUAUAUCAGGCACUUUACCGCUGCACAUAUAUAUCGCGCCCUCCAUCCGAAUCGAUGCCGCAAUGGAAGCAGAGAUGUUCCAGGUCGUGCUCUCCCACAUUGAACGCGUUGCUCACGCAGUUCUCGUACUCACAGAGGGGUCAUUCCCUGCUGGCAAUUCCGACACGCAACCCAAGGAGCGCACGAUCCGAGCGCUGCGGCUGCAGUCUCUGGACCUGCACAUGUUUCAGAGCUGGGUGCCGUCCUGGCCGCUCUUCUCCGCCAUCGACUUCCCUGCGCUGCGCGAGCUGACGUGCACGCAUGCGAGUAUCGGCACAUUGCGUUCCCUCAUCGCUCCAAGGCUGUGCUACCUGCAUCUCGUUCAGUGCGGGCUGCUAGUGGCAGGAGAACUACUACCUUCGCUAAGACAGCUAGGUGAACUCGAGGAGCUCAAGCUGGAUAGGGCGCUGCGGUGCUCUGACGAGUCCCACCCAGCGCUUGACAUCCUCAUGCUGCAUCCUAACUCCCAUAACUCGGUCACCCUUUCUCACCUCAGAAAAAUUUCUAUCAAAGACGCGUGCGCUGAUGAGGUCUUCCUCCUCCUUCAUCGACUCUCCUUCCCGCUGUCAGCUUCUGUGGCUUUGCAAGCCUCGGGGCUUGUUCGGUCUCCCAUCUCUUGCGAUAGCUAUGUAGCCAUCAUGCUCGCUAAAAUGGAAGGCUUAGACUUCAAGACGCUCUCGCUAUCCACGACGAUUGAGCUUGGAGUGACGUUUCACUUGUGGGACGAUCGUCUGGCUGCUGACUCGGACGGCGAGCCCUCACAAUUAUCCUCGGGCGAAGGCGCUCGCUUCAGCUGCUCGCUGCGAACUCCUCGCAGGUCAUUCAUGACACCUCUGGUCCAGGAGCUUCCGCUCGCACAAAUCGAAUGUGCGUUCCUUUCGGAGCAGGCGGUGGGCUUGGAUGACGCAGUGCCCUGGGCGGCCAUCUUGUCGCUAUGCCAUCAGUGGAGGAUCUCGCAGUGCGGUAUGAAACUUUUGAUUACCUCACAAGCAACGCUCGUCUGUACCGUAUCCAACCUUCAGACACCCGCCUGCUGUGCCCUUCUUUGAGGACGCUCCGGGUACGCGAGUUGCACCACCGGAGCUCGAUGCGGUGGGGUUUCUCGUCCAAACACGUUCACCUCGGCUGCGUCGCACGGGGACUGGUGACGCGGAAGGACAGCCUUCAUUCAGGAAAGAUGGACGUCAUUGUGGAGAUAGAGGAUUUUCAUAAGACAUACUGCUGCCAUUGUGGAGGUGAACACGGCUGUGACCAACCAUCUGACGACGAAAGUAGUUUCACCGUGUCUGUGCCACCUAGGGACCGUCAGAAAGUGCGGGUCUUCAAUUAUGCUUCCCGUGUGGCCCGUUUAUUU